This is a messenger RNA of Dendrobium catenatum, 1471 nucleotides long. RefSeq lists its product as uncharacterized. Gene Ontology annotation, cellular component: cytoplasm. The transcript is spliced from 7 exons. The record is from RefSeq and is a predicted model, not a curated record. Lineage: Eukaryota; Viridiplantae; Streptophyta; Magnoliopsida; Asparagales; Orchidaceae. The coding region runs from base 174 to 1142 and encodes 322 amino acids. Gene Ontology annotation, molecular function: mRNA binding.
CUAUAUGACGCCGAGAUAAUUUGUCCCGUUUCUCCCAUAUCGCCGCGAUAGCUAGGGAAGAGGCGGAGCGGCGUUGGCUUGCAGGCUGAAGACUUCAGGACCAGAGUGGGAAGGGAAGGCGACUGAAUCAUUGUUGCGGUUGCGGCGGCGGAGCUAUUUGGUAGCAGUGGACUAUGGAAGAGGGGAGGGAGGGUGACUGGGAGUGUGGGAGUUGCGGCAAUCGGAACUACGCUUUCCGAUCCUUCUGCAAUCGGUGCAAGAAGCCGCGUCUUCUGGUUGAUACCAAGACACCGGCCGACUCCAAAUGGCUUCCUCGCAUUGGAGAUUGGAUCUGCUCCGGGUGCAGUAACAACAAUUAUGCUUCUCGAGAAAUAUGCAAAAAGUGUGGCCAACCAAAGGAGGAGACUGCAAUGCGCGGAGCACAUUUUCCAACUCAUCCGCAUUAUUUUGCUAGGAUGCAAGAUCUUCUUGGAUCAAAGAUGAACUUCGGGAUUCCUGGAAAUUCAGCUUUUCAGCAGUCCUUUCCAAUGGGGUUAGGUUGGGGUUAUACGAUGUUUCCUGGUAGCAACAGUAGGGAUAUUUCAUAUGCGGAUAGCUCUAAUCAGUUGCUUGGGGUUCCAAAAGGGUGGCGUGAUGGUGAUUGGUUAUGCAAUUGUGGAUUUCAUAACUAUUCUUCCCGUACACAGUGCAAACAGUGCAAUGAACCAGUUCCUGCAAGUGGCAUGCACUCUUCGGCAACAAACUCAAAUAUUUCGAACUUCUAUCGGGCUUCAGGUACCAAACGGUUGGCUUCAGAAGAGUUUGCUAAUGAUUGGCACAAAAAGAGGUUAAAUGCAGGGGACAUAAACCACCAGUUUUUGAAAAGAGAGGCACACUAUAUUUAUCCGGACUUGGAGAACCUUCCUGGACCUAAUGGUAGUCAAGCACAUGGAUUAUAUUCGAAAUACUAUGGCAGGAAUUCGCCAAAUGUGGCUUCUCAGUUGUCAGCCAUGCCUACACUUCUUGGAAAAGGUGCAAAUCAAUGGCGUGAUGGGGACUGGAUGUGCCAAAAAUGCAACAAUCAUAACUUUGCAUCCCGCUCAUAUUGCAACAGAUGUAAAACAGAGAAGGAAUCUGCUUCCCAGCCAGUCAGUGUUGCAUAGCUUUGAUCAAAUUGGAGGUUUCUGAUUUCUUUUAUUUUGGCAUAUAAACUCUUUCCAUUUCAUAUUUUAUGUGAUACAAAUCUAUGGAUUCUGCCAUUGUCUGAGCAAAAUUUCCCCCAAAUUUGAAAAUUAUUAUUAAGUGAAAGCUGUGAAGUAACUAUGGAUAGUGAUUGUCAGUAUGGAAAGUUAUGUAGGAUAGGUUUCUUAGGAGGUGUAAACAUUUUGAGGAGAGACUGUUGAUUUGGUUUCUAUGCUUAAAAGUGAACUUAAAAUAUGUUUGUGAAGCCUAAACUUUGCAUUCUAUAUUAUGAGAUUUCUUAGUUUAUAUC